Molecule: messenger RNA, 2518 nt
Organism: Pocillopora meandrina
Lineage: Eukaryota; Metazoa; Cnidaria; Anthozoa; Scleractinia; Pocilloporidae
Source: the annotation of a GenBank genome assembly
AUGGCCUCCAAGUUGGGUGGAAGGCCUUCAGUGGAACAUGUUUCGUCUCUCGCCGAAGUUGUAGAGAUAAUUCUAUCUUUCUUGCCGGCUAGAGCGCUUUUUAGUUGCGCGCAAGUUAGUCGCUUGUGGCGAGACACUGCUAGACGAGUUCUUCGUUCACGACAAAAAUUGGGAUGGCUUAGUUUUGAGGCUCACCAUGAACCUCACGUAGCUCCCUGUACCUCAAAGGUAAGGAUAGACGGGCGUUUAUUCAUUGUUGAUGAAGGAAUCUUUCUUCUUUAUACCGUGAACGGUUCCCAAAGCAUGUUGUUAUAUCAGCAAAAUAUCUUCACAAUAUUAACAUCUUCAAUGUCUCAGAAUUUACCUGAUCCGGAGAGCUUUCUCGGUCUUCGUACUUAAUAGUCCUGUUGAGGAAACUGUUGGUUAUUUUUUCCGUCAAUUGGUGCUUUGUCAUUCAAAACGACCACUGAAUAUACCAGUGAUCCUACUUUCAAUUGGCCUUUUUUGUACAUCAGAGAAGGGGAGUCUUUAAAUCCAGAAGAAUGGGAAUUAAUUUGCGUUUCUGCACUCAAAAUAUUUCUUUGUGUUUUUUUUUUUACGUAGUUUUGCUUUCGACCAAUUCCUUUUUGCUUUUUUAAGCAACGCACUCUGAAUGUGAAAAGUACAUUUCGGUUCAUUUUCCUUGUUAUUGUAGGGAAAUAAUUGGUCAUAAUGGUGAGAGCAUAUGAAAGAAAACCAUCAUAGUUAUUAAUUAUUAUUUUUAAUUAAUAAUAAGGUCUGUGAUAAGUUAUUUGGGAGGGUGGGGCUGGGUAGUCCUUGAUAAGGGAAAGGGUCGGCUAUUGAGGAGAGAAAAUCUUGAUGGUGACAUAAAAUUUGUUAAACAAGCAACCAAGUUCAAGGAUGUAUUUGGGGUUGCAAAUUGUUGACUUGAAGAUUCUUUAUAUUGAAAUUGUAUGCCUUGUUUAGAUUCAGAACCCCUAAAACUAUACUCUGUUUGUGGCAUUUACCAACCAUCCAUACAGUUUUUUUGUUUUGUUUUUCUUAUCCUGGUUUGUUUUUAUUAUUUACUCAUGAUAUGAUAAGCUAUCAAUCAUCAGUAUGUUUAUUUUGCCUUUUUGAUGACUUAGUUGUGAAUGUGACUCAGAUUAGUAUUGCAAAAGCUUUUUAAAUGUAUUAGUCAAAGACAAGAUUGUUUUUUCUAGCUCUCAAUGGAAAUGCUUGGACAGAAAAUUGUUGAAUUCUUGGAUGAGCUACCCAUUGUUCCUGCAGCCUGCAUUGUCUUACUGAGCAGAUGCAGGGUUCACCUUCAAGAAGGAAAAAAAGAUGAAAUAAAAACCUUAGUAACAACUGUAAAGGGAUGUUUACCUCGCUCAUGUGCCCUUAUUGGAAGUGUUGGAGCAGGAGUUAUUGGAACAGCAGAGGGUGGUUUUGCAGAAGAGUUGGAAAGUGCUGAAGGUGUUGCUUUAUUGCUCAUGCCACAAGUUGAAGGUGUUUCAGCAGAGGUUAUAAAUUUGAGUGCCACAGAGGUUAAGAAUAACAGAACAUUCAAAUCUCGCUGGGAGAAAUCUUUGAGACUUCCCCCUGAUGGUACAGUCAAGUGUGCUUUUCUUUUAGCCAAGGGUGACACAUAUAAUCUUGAUGUUAUAGGAAAAACAGCAUCAGGAAUUUGGCAGGUUAGCCUUUCUGUUGAGCUCUUUUUCUUCAUUAGCUUGUUAUCCAUAGGACAAAAAUUACAUACUAUAUGUAGUGCUUGUCUAUAUUUUUAAAAUAUAAUGAAACAAAGAUGUUGAGCAGAUUUACUGACAAGAUACAGUUUUCAGCAAGUGUGAAUUGCAUCUUUAUCAACUGAAGUAAAUAAGAAGAAAAACCUUUUUUGGUGUACAAAAUGGCUAUCUUUGAAAUGCAAUAUCUUAUUUGUAUUUGGUAUUAUCAAGAAGUGAUAGAAAUAACAGUUCUGUGUCUUUUUUCUUGACUCAAGGUUUGUAACAGUGAAGAAGAUUAUAAGUCAGAUGUAGUAAUAAUUGGAGGACUUGUUGAGUCAUUUGUGAUGGUGGAUAAUGAAGUGAAGAACGCAGGUGUCGUAGGACUUGCAUUUACAGGAAAUGUUGAGGCUGUUUCAAUGGUUCAUCAUGGAGAAACAGUAGAAGGUGUUCAGGAAAGUCUAAAGGAGCUGAGGAAGUGUGGCAUCACAUGCAACAAAAAUACCGCUUGUUUUAUGGUGUCAUGCAUUGGUCGAGGUCAGGAAUUUUACCAUGCCAAGAAUGUAGAGACUGGAAUUUUUCAACAAGUAUUUCCUGGUAUUCCAGUGGUUGGUUUCUUUGGAAAUGGAGAACUGGGUCUGGAUCUGCAUUCACAUGAAAGAGAUGGCCAUUUUCUGCACUCCUAUUCAUCAGUAUUUUGUUUGUGUUCCUUGCCAUCACAAUCUAAUGACAGUUUACCUGCUCAAGGCACAGUUAUCUCUGUUACCAAGGAGCUCAAGCAAGAUGAGAAAGAUGACAAGCCAUCUAAGUGUACUUGA